This is a messenger RNA of Peniophora sp. CBMAI 1063, 2154 nucleotides long. Lineage: Eukaryota; Fungi; Basidiomycota; Agaricomycetes; Russulales; Peniophoraceae. The record is from the annotation of a GenBank genome assembly.
AUGUGCGGCCCAUGGAGUCACGGAAAAACUAUUGCACGACGCGGCUCACAGCUGGCCAGUCAUAUGGAGACAGUGUCUACCUUUUUCUCUCCAGCCGCAAAAGUGAAGCUCGCCGGUCAUAUUGUAGCAUCGUGGUCCCUUGCCUCACGGCGGCCACUCUUAUCGUCUCCGACAAUGUCUUCUUCACGGCCGUCAACUAUCUCGGGCUCGGAUAUACCUAUGACGGACUUCUCGGCGGGCUCGGGUGACACAUUGAACUCCAGUAAUCUACGCGACAACGUUCGUUCCAUCAGUAGGCCCAACGCACAACCCAUCAGCAGUAGCAAUGGCAGUCAUCUUCGCUCCACGUACGGGAUGCAACCAAGCGAUACGACAUCCGGUCAGCCCGACAUGGAGAUGCAUUCGCGGGAUGAGACGAUCGGACAUAUGUCGAGCGUUCUUGCUGGUCCUCCCUCUUUGCCGCCAUCGCACAUUCUUGAGAUGUCGAAUCCUUUCAUGGUGCCACGCAAGACUGAGAAGGCCAUGAUAUUGUAUCCACACCCACCGUACUAUAUCCCAGCCUUCAAUACGCGAGAGUUUCCUCACGUGAUGUUUCCGACCGGCCAGGACGAUCCGGACAGCUCAAAGAAGUACUGCGACCCGGAGCGUGGCAAUUGGAAGGUAGCGAAGCAUCCCGAUGGCACCCUUUACUAUCACAAAGUAUGGCCCGGAGAAGGGGCGUGCGAACCAUUCCAUAUCAUUACGGAGGUGUACCUUUACAACGUCGAUCUGAUGCUGGAGAUGACCGAAUUUGUCCGGUAUAUGUGGGGUCUAAUGAAGUAUAACUCAGAGAAAUUUGUCGGCAGACGCGUCGAACUCGUUGUCAAUGUCAAGAUGGCCAAUGACAGUACAACAUACAUCUGGAGUUACUACUUUGUCGAUCACGUCCAACGCAUGCCCUUUUGGAUGGAUAAGUAUAACCCUAGCAAGAACUCGGAUAUGCGUACCACUGAGAGGUUAGGGGCGUCGUCACCUGAUCAUCUGCAUUAUCUCCUGAGCUCCAUGUACUGGGAACACUGUGCACUUUAUGCUUGCCAUGGUGCACUCACACCCUUUCCUGCGCCCGAUAUUCACGAGGAUAUAGUGGCCACACUAGCGUGGUCUGCGGCCGAGUCCACGCUCUCACCACCCCGGUGUACAGCUCCGUACACAGCGGAGGAGGCCGACAAGCUACGCGAAAAGCUUGAUUACCUCCGAGACAAUUGCGCAAAUAGCCCUCACUUCUACGUUUGUGUCGCCGGGAAGGCCUUGAGUACUCUAGAACGAUGGCACUACGAUUUUCUCCACGGAAGUCCAGUCGUGCGGCGUUUCCGCGGGCAGUCGGUCUUACCGCCUCCACCAUCCUUUCGCGGAUACCAUCUAGUCUCACUCCUUUGCUUCUACGUGCCUCUCGAACAAUUCCGCGAAUGUCAGAGCGCAUACCUCGAUGGCGCUGUGGCGAACGAACCAGAAUGGGUCAAAUAUGUGCAGAAACUCCUGAGUACGUGGCAAGGCUGGAUUUCGAAUGCCACCUUCCUCUUGAAUGCGAACCUGGCUUUCCUCGCAGUUAUCCAGGUGGUCGGCGGGUCUAGCGCGGACUCGCCUGCUGGAGCCUUUGAAGACGAGGCAUUAUCGGUGGCCGCGAUCUUCAGUUAUUGCUCUAUUAUGGCCAGCUUCGGUAGCUUGACCAUCAGUUUCGCUCUAAUUCGCCAACAUCGGGGAGAGGAGUUCAUUGAGAACCCUCAUGCGAACAAGAAUGCCUUUAUGGAGAAACGCAAGUUGGCAAGAUUCGGGCUUGAAGGGUUGUCAGUACUUUACAGUCUACCCUGUGUUCUUGUGAUGUGGUCCGUGCUACUGUUUCUAUGCGCAUUCGCUAUCACGGCGCUAUCACGGGGCUCCAGUUGGCCAGCCCGCAUCAUGACCACUCUGUGGCUCAUCAUCAUCUUAGGAGUCGUCGGAUGGUGCAUAGUUUCGGGAUGGGGUUCCUCUCUCGGCUGCGAAAUAUUUCGCUUCAGAAGUAAAGCACCAGGACGGUGGACAAAGCCUCUGACGAAAGUCUUUUUGAUCAUUAUGCGUCGCGCGGCGGGUCGCUUAUGGCGUGGGAUCGUCAAUCUCCGGUACAAUAGUUUCCUCUAA